Camellia sinensis is the source of this 1401-nucleotide messenger RNA. The record is from RefSeq and is a predicted model, not a curated record. NCBI's taxonomy places the organism in Eukaryota, Viridiplantae, Streptophyta, Magnoliopsida, Ericales, Theaceae.
UCAUAAAAAUAAGAUUAUACCACACCUCAAAUAGAGAGACUACACUGAUCCCAUUUCCUACACGCACACACGGCGUGGAAGCAAAGCAUAGUCUAUUUUGACUACAUAAAUGGAAGGUUCCAAACGAACAGGGGGCCUUGUUCAAAAACAGAAAAGGAACAAAACAGAGAGGAAUCUCUCCUCUUUUCUCUCCACCGCUGUAAAUGUCGCGAGAUUACUGUGCACCGCGUCCUUUGUUUGGAGGCGCAAUAGCCUCCACAUUCCCUCUUCGAUUUCAGGAUGUGAGCAACGUCAGGCCAGUGCCUGAUCAUCAGGAGGUUUUAGGGGACCCUGAGCGUGACGAGAGUCUGAUAUUUGAACUCUUAGAUCUCAAACUUGAUGUUGCUGACAAUGGAAGUGCAACCUGGUUUCUUCAAGACCUUGCCACAGAACAAGAUGCUGAGCAAGUCAUGAUAAUUGAGCAGUCUGGAGUGAUUGAGUUUGAUGGGUUGCGUUGCAGAAACAUGCCUGUAGUUGUUACUACUGCAGUUGGCCAGAUGGCCAUCUCUAAGGAAGGCCAAGGAAGGGAAGCUCAAAAUAUAGUUAGGGUGUAUUUGGCAAAUUUGCGUCUUAGGGAAGUUGGUACUGAUGUACUAAUCACUGCAUAUGAACCCAUCUUAAUAAGCGCGAGCACAGUUGGUGCUGGUCUGGCUGUACCUGCUGCACAAUCUGGAUGUGUGCCAAUGGCCGAGGUUUUUCAACUUGCAGUCUCUAGCUUCAAGGUGAAUGAUUGGAGCCUUUUUGGUCCUGCUGGUUGAGAAGUUCUGAAUGAACCUACUAAGCUCCCCUACAAACUGUGGCAUUCACUUUGACUUUCAAUUUUGUGGUUUGAUUCCUCAAGCAAUGUGCAAGUGUAAAAUGAUUUUCUGGUCAAAGCGAUUUAUUGAUAGUUUCUUUGAGUGAUCGUCCUAAAUCUUCAUUGGCAAGCACUGAAAAAGCAUCUUUAUUGGCAAGAACUGAAAACGCUACGUACGGAGACUUCCGCAUAGAGUUUAUAAUGUUUCGAGUGAUGAGUGUGCUAUUGCUGGAAGGGAGGUUGGUUCUCAAGAGUCUGGGACAAUGGUUUCUUUUUUUUUCUUUUUCCUGGAAAAUAAUUUUUGAGUCAGUGCUAUACAAUCAUUCAACGAAUUAAAAUCUUAGCACAUAUAUGUGCAAAUUGCAAAAUAUUUUGAUUUUGUCACUCUCAUGUCAUUUGGCUGCGUCCUAUCUUCUUUCGCUGUAUAUAGAAAAUACAAAGGUCUUCCCACUAUGCUUGAAGAAGUGCUUUGGCUGAGUACUGCUGAUGAGAGAGAGAGAGAGAGUCUUGUACUACUAAUGUACAAAUUAUUUUCUGGAUGGAGUUAUAAUUUAUACUGCGAAUUA